CCCCGGUGUAAGGUAUCCUGCGUCCUGCAUCUGCCUGUCCACUUUCUAUUUUCCAUUUAUUUUACUUAUCAAAGCCCGUCACCUUCCCACUCCCAUUCCGCCCCUCCCCUCGUACCUCGCCUCGCUUCGCCAUCCAUUCUCCCACAAUUCAACUCUUCUUCAUCUGUCACCCAAAAAUCUACAUCAACCAACAACCUCACUCUACUCUCCCCUACAACUAAACCGUUACUACACUUCUCCAGCAACCAUCCUUCGACUUUUUGGAUUUUGUCUACCACGACUACCUAAAUCGACGACUCUCAACACUUCAAUUUCUUGUUUGUGUUUACUCGCUCCAAUUAAUCCCGCACCAACUCCGGCACGCACGCACAACCGCGACUCACAUCAUGUCUGCAUACUACCAUUACAACGCCCACCCAGCGCACCCCGCCCCCGUGUCGCACAACCACCAUGGUGGCCGAAAUCGCAGAGCUCCCCGUCUUUCUGUGUCCCAACAAGCUCAACGCCAGUUCCGCGGUGUCCGCAGCAUGAAGGAACUUAACGAGACUGCUUCGCUCACAGCCUUCCGAACCAAGUUCGAGACCAGUCGAUCCUUUGACCUUGAAGAUGAUAUGGAGUUCUGUCCUGGUCUGUUGACCGAGACUGACUUGGUCUCCAUCUCAAGCGCAUCUGAGCGUUCCUCAUUAGCCAGCAACUCUCCCGACUCUUCUCCUACGCAACAUCCCAACACCGUUGCUCCUGGCUUCUCUCUCAACUCAACAUCUCCCGCCUUCAUUCCUCCUGCCUACCAGCAACAGCCCAGCAUGAAGCUUCAUCAGCCCUCCGCCACCCGUGGUCGUAAUGCCAUUCCAAUCAUUAACCCCGCUACUGGCAUUACCAUGUCGAGCCCUCCUCAGUCAGUGUCGCCUGGCAGGAUGCAACAGUCGAUGCGUCGGUGGUAAACCGCACCAGGUCGCUACCCAUGCACUCGCAUGGGUCGAUCAGUGUGUCGUACCACCGGCGAUGCACCUUGAACUGUAAUUGCUACCGUUCGUUCUUGGCAGCUGUUCAUCUUGGCGGGCAUAUUGACCUAUCGAGACUUGAUCUUGGCAUCAUCUUAUCAACUGGGCUGGUUUCCUCUUAAGCUUUUGAGGCCGAUCGCUUGACGCGAUUGACCUCACUGUUGGCGACAACAAUUUCGACAACCAUUCACUUUUACUAUCCCCCUGUAUAAACAUCCCCUAAUCGACAUACCUCUUGUUUCACCGACAAGUUUAUGAGGAUAAUACUGGCACGGCAUGAUAAAGAACGAUACCAUUUUCGGCUUGGUUACUUUGUUAAUUUUUGCAACAAAUCAAAUACCUAGGGUUGGGUGUCCGCCUCGCAAGAUGGGGCUACAAGACACGAACGGGCGUUUUCUGCAUUUUAAGACAUUGCAUAGGUGUUGGGCGGCACAAUAAUCGGACUUUCUCGGCAUCAACUGUUUUCAUUUUAUAUGGAAGGCAUGGGUUGGCCUUUCCAUUCAUACCAAAAUGUCUUCUCUCAUCGCGGUCAUGGGCUAUGAAGUCAACAAGAGAAAAAGAACAACAUAGAAGGGAGUGCUUUUCGCAAGCGGGGUCUUUAUCGGUGUUAUUUGAUCGGUCGCAUCUUGGAAAUAUCUUUGGGCGGUGGUCAGGAUCGAGACGAACGGUGUUUUUGCGACAACUGAUAUCCCAUUACGGGACGGAAAUCUGGGAAAUUACGGGGAGUUGGUCGAAUUUUUGGUGUAGUCCCGCUGCUGCAAUGAACGGGAACGAAAAGGUUCACCCUUGCCCAUUCUUUUCUUUGUAUCAUCUUGGGACGGCCUAUAUAUUUGUCCUCUUUUUGUUUUCUUGUUCAUGGUUUAGGCCUGAGUGCCAUAGCCGGUGCUGGUCUGCCUAGUGUUUUUGGGACCGGAGUAGCUUUAUACUUUGGAGCGUUGUUUGGUUUGCCCGAGUCCUGGUUGGACGGGGGCUUCUUUUACAAUAUUUUGUCUCGCCUCGGCAAGCAUCUGGAGUGUUCAGGGGGCCUGGGGUACAUGUCAUGAUCAGAUUCAAAGAGAUUUGUUUUGGGAUUUGGGAGGCCCUCGAGCCUGGUGGUUUUGCAAUGCAGCGGUAGUCUGCAUGUGUGGCUAUUGUUAACUGGGUAUUGGCGCUGUCUGGUUGCGACAACGCGGCUUCAGCGCUGCAAGACGAGAAUAUACGAAUGUUUAAAUA
Fusarium verticillioides 7600 is the source of this 2213-nucleotide messenger RNA. RefSeq lists its product as hypothetical. The record is from RefSeq and is a predicted model, not a curated record. The transcript is spliced from 2 exons. Bases 387 to 941 code for a protein of 184 amino acids. Lineage: Eukaryota; Fungi; Ascomycota; Sordariomycetes; Hypocreales; Nectriaceae.